Messenger RNA from Saprolegnia diclina VS20, 501 nucleotides. RefSeq lists its product as hypothetical. Gene Ontology annotation, molecular function: metalloendopeptidase activity. Gene Ontology annotation, biological process: rRNA processing. The record is from RefSeq and is a predicted model, not a curated record. NCBI's taxonomy places the organism in Eukaryota, Oomycota, Saprolegniomycetes, Saprolegniales, Saprolegniaceae. The transcript has 5 exons. Bases 1 to 501 code for a protein of 166 amino acids.
AUGGUGAUUGUGAACGCGCAGCUCCGGCGCGACUUCCGCGGGAAGCUGCCGCUGUCGACGGCCAAGCUGAACGCGCAGCUCAACGCGAUGCUGCGCUACCUCAACGCGUCGUCAGCCACGCCAUGGGACGCCGGUCUGCUCCUCACGACCAACAAGCACAUCCAGUACCUCAACCGCACGACGCGCAAGAAGGACAAGCCCACGGACAUCCUCUCGUUUCCCAAUUACAAGAUCGCGGUGCCCGGCGUGUUGCCGUCCGUCGCGACGGAAGAGGACCGGUACCUCGGUGACAUGUUCAUCGGCAUCCCGUACGUGCAGUCGUUCUGCAAGCACCACGAUACGACGUUGGACGACCGCUUGCCCGUGCUUGUGGCCCACGGGCUCUGCCACCUCAUCGGCUACGACCACGAGAACGACGCCGACUACGAGGUCAUGCAAGCGCGCGAGGACGACGUGCUAGCCAACUACCGCGAUUUCCUGCCACCAGCGUUCCAGGCAUGA